Messenger RNA from Chenopodium quinoa (quinoa), 2094 nucleotides. RefSeq names its product probable inactive purple acid phosphatase 27. The record is from RefSeq and is a predicted model, not a curated record. Gene Ontology annotation, molecular function: acid phosphatase activity; metal ion binding. The coding region runs from base 67 to 1941 and encodes 624 amino acids. The transcript is spliced from 12 exons. NCBI's taxonomy places the organism in Eukaryota, Viridiplantae, Streptophyta, Magnoliopsida, Caryophyllales, Amaranthaceae.
UAUAAAUAAAGCUAAUAACAAGAGCUUGAACACAGCCAAUUAAUCACUCUAUUAUUAUCAAUAAUCAUGGAGAAGAGCUAUUCACUAGGGAAAGCUCUACUAAUUGUCACAACCAUAUUAUUUUCUUCUUAUUUUUCAAAAUCUUUGGCUAAAAACCAUGCUCAUCAUGGUGUGCAACCAUUAUCCAAGAUUGAUAUUCUAAGUACAACUCUAGCUCUUCAUAAGAAAGCUUCCAUCAAAGUUUCUCCUUCUUUGCUAGGUUUGAAGAAUGAGGAUAUUGAAUGGGUAACUGUGAAGCUCCGAUCACCCAAUCCGUCUUCAGAUGAUUGGAUUGGAGUUUUUUCCCCGGCUAAGUUCAAUGCAUCAGCAAAUUGUGAGGAAGUUGGUAACUCAAGAGUUCUAAAACCUUUUAUUUGCACUGCACCCAUUAAGUACCAGUAUGCAAAUCACUCGAAUUCAGAUUAUACAAAUUCUGGAACAACCACUUUGAAGUUUCUAUUGAUCAAUCAACGAACUGAUUUUUCCUUUGCGUUAUUUUCUGGUGGAUUGUCUAGUCCGAAGCUAGUUGCAGUAUCGAACACCAUCUCAUUUGCAAAUCCUAAAGCCCCUGUCUAUCCACGACUUGCUCUCGGAGAAACUUGGGAUGUGAUGACAGUAACAUGGACAAGCGGCUAUGACAUAGAUGAAGCAAUUCCUUUUGUUGAGUGGGGUAUGCCUGGUGCUCACACUACGCGAUCACCAGCAGGAACUCUGACAUUUACUCGUAACCAAAUGUGUGCUGCACCUGCAAGAACUGUUGGUUGGCGUGAUCCUGGAUUCAUUCACACUAGCUUCUUGAAAGAUCUGUGGCCCAACAUCAAGUAUACAUAUAGGUUGGGUCAUCUCUUAACUAAUGGUACAUAUGUAUGGAGCAAGAAGUAUCAGUUCAAGUCAUCUCCAUAUCCCGGACAAAGCUCCUUGCAACGUGUUGUUAUUUUUGGUGACAUGGGGAAGGCUGAACGAGAUGGAUCAAAUGAGUAUGCAGAUUACCAACCAGGAUCAUUAAACACCACAGACCAGCUAGUUAAUGAUAUUGACAACAUUGAUGCCGUCUUUUUAAUAGGGGAUAUGCCAUAUGCCAACGGAUACAUCUCUCAGUGGGAUCAAUACACUGCACAAGUAGAGCCAAUAGCAUCAGUUGUACCCUUUAUGGUGGCAAGUGGUAAUCAUGAGCGCGAUUCACCAGAUUCAGGAUCAUUUUACCAAACUGAUGACUCAGGAGGUGAAUGCGGUGUUCCUGCAGAAACAGAGUUUUAUGUUCCUGCUAAAAAUAGAGCUAAGUUUUGGUACUCAGCAGAUUACGGAAUGUUCCAUUUCUGCAUAGCAGAUACAGAACAUGAUUGGAGGGAAGGCACUGAACAAUACAAAUUCCUGGAAGAAUGCCUAGCAUCAGCAAAUAGGCACAAACAACCUUGGCUUAUAUUUGCGGGCCAUAGACCCCUAGGGUACUCUUCGAACUCAUGGUACGGCCUGGAGGGAUCCUUCGAAGAGCCAAUGGGUAGAAGUGACCUUCAAAAGUUAUGGCAGAAGUACAAAGUUGAUAUGGCAUUCUGGGGACAUGUCCAUAACUAUGAAAGGGUUUGCCCUAUUUAUCAGAACCAAUGUGUGAACAACGAGAAAUCUCACUAUUCAGGAGUUGUAAACGGAACAAUCCAUGUUGUAGCCGGAGGAGGAGGAAGUCAUUUGUCGAAAUUUAGUACAUUAAAGACAGUGUGGAGUAUAUACCAAGACUAUGAUUAUGGGUUUGUGAAGCUCACAGCGUAUAACCACUCGUCUUUGCUGUUCGAAUACAAGAAGAGUAGUGAUGGCAAAGUCUAUGAUUCUUUUACCAUCUCUAGAGAUUACAAAGAUGUUUUAGCUUGUGUUCAUGAUGGUUGUGAACCUUACACUUUAGCAACCUAGGAGAGAUUUAAUUAAGGAAAAUGUUUGUACCUUGAAAAAGGAUGCAAAGGUCAAUAGCCGCCUCAUUCAAUUUGUAAAAUGGGAAAAAGGAAAAUGAAAUAAUGAAUAUUCAAUUGGAUUGAUGAAAUGGGAAGAGAGCCAAUUAGCCCAAAA